Molecule: messenger RNA, 960 nt
Organism: Eublepharis macularius
Lineage: Eukaryota; Metazoa; Chordata; Lepidosauria; Squamata; Eublepharidae
Product: olfactory receptor 11G2-like
Exons: 1
Coding region: 1-960 (319 amino acids)
Biological process (GO): G protein-coupled receptor signaling pathway
Cellular component (GO): membrane
Molecular function (GO): G protein-coupled receptor activity; olfactory receptor activity
Source: RefSeq, a predicted model, not a curated record
AUGGAACUGGCCAAUGAGACCAGAGUUCAGGAAUUCGUUUUGCUGGGGUUUGGAGUCGGGCAACAGGGACGGCUUCUGCUCCUCAUCUUCUUUGGCAUUCUCUAUGUGAUCACGUUGGCUGAGAACUUCACCAUCAUUGCACUGGUAGUUCUAGACUCCCACUUGUCCCGGCUUCCCAUGUACAUCCUGCUGGGCAACUUCGCCUGGCUGGAGAUCUGUUUUGUGAGCAAUACUGCCCCCCGGAUGCUCUUUGACUUGGCAUCCCCUUAUGGGAUCAUUUCCUUCCGUGACUGCUUCCUGCAGUUCUACUUCUUCUUCUCCUUCGGUGUCACUGAAAAUUUCUUUCUCUCAGCCAUGGCCUUGGACCGAUACUUGGCCAUCUGUCAUCCCCUCUACUACCCACAAAUUAUGACUCCAGAGACCUGCCACAAUCUGGUGGUUGCUUGCUGGAUCUGUGGGUUCUUGGGAUAUCUUGUUCCAGUGCUUGUGGUCUCGAAGCUGACCUUCUGUGGUGCCAAUGUCAUUGACCAUUUUAUGUGUGACACUGGGCCACUUCUUUCCCUGGCCUGCCCUCCACUCGGAAUUGCCCCCCUUGUUUGCCAGAUUUUUGGGAGUUUUCUAAUUAUAGUCAAUGUGUUGUUCGCUCUAUUAUCCUAUGGCAGUGUGAUUUUCACCCUGAUGAGGCCCUCUUUUGAAGGCAGUCGUAGGAAGGCCUUCUCAACCAUUUCAUUCCACCUGGUAGUGGUGACACUUUUCUAUGGCCCUGUGGGAGGGAUGUACUUACUUCCAGAUGGAAAACAUCAGUCAAAUGUUACAAAGAUUGUAACACUCUUUUACACUUCUCUCACACCCUUCCUGAACCCUAUGAUUUACUGUCUGAGGAAUGAUCAGGUAAAGGAAGCAGUGGGCAGGUUGCAGAGGAGAAAGGCGAGAUGCUGGAGAAGAAAGGUGUUGAUGUAA